Molecule: messenger RNA, 593 nt
Organism: Pan troglodytes (chimpanzee)
Lineage: Eukaryota; Metazoa; Chordata; Mammalia; Primates; Hominidae
Product: small integral membrane protein 14
Exons: 1
Coding region: 184-483 (99 amino acids)
Cellular component (GO): endoplasmic reticulum
Source: RefSeq, a predicted model, not a curated record
GAGGAGCGGGAGGAAGCCGGCGGCCAGAAACGGCAGUGGCAGCAGCGUCCGGAGCAGCCGCUGCCUUCUGGAAGCUCCAGGCGGUCUUUCUGCCGAGCCUCGGUCCCGGCCCCCAUCCUCCCCGCCCCAUCGGUUGUUGUCUGGGCGGAUUUAAACAGUCAAGUAAAAUCAAGCUGGGUAAUCAUGGCAGAAGGUGGAUUUGAUCCCUGUGAAUGUGUUUGCUCUCAUGAACAUGCAAUGAGAAGACUGAUCAAUCUGUUACGGCAGUCCCAGUCCUACUGCACAGACACAGAGUGUCUUCAGGAAUUACCGGGACCCUCUGGUGAUAAUGGCAUCAGUGUUACAAUGAUCUUAGUAGCCUGGAUGGUUAUUGCAUUGAUCUUGUUCUUACUGAGACCUCCUAAUCUAAGAGGAUCCAACCUACCUGGAAAGCCAACCAGUCCUCAUAAUGGACAAGAUCCACCAGCUCCUCCUGUGGACUAACUUUGUGAUAUGGGAUGUGAAAAUAGUUAACACUUUGCACGACCAAACGAACGAAGAUGACCAGAGUACUCUUAACCCCAUUAGAACUGUUUUUCCUUUUGUAUCUGCAA